AAAAACGCAAAAUUCACUUUAAACCAGCUCGAAGUAUAACAUGACCAAAUUAUAUCCGUUAGUUACAGCACGAUGUGUUUAAAAUAGACUCAAAUUAGACCGGAAACCGAGUCAAAUCUGGCAAAAACAAUCCAUGAGGUCGUGCCGCCACCAGGUUGCUUUGGGAUGCUGAUGAUGCUUGUGGUUCUGCGCAUGCGCAGUGUGAGCUUCGCAAUCCCCCAUUCAUGCAUAUCGAUCACAGAGAAGCGGCGCGUCCUCUCCUCUCGCCUUGGCUACAUCAGAAAUGCGCGCGUAAAACUUCUACCGUGGGAGCACAGACACGCGUUUUCCGCCUUCUCCUGCCAAGCUUUCUCUCUCUUUCUACUCCCUCUCUUUUCCUGUCUUUAUCUCUAUAUCUCAGGGUAAUUCAGGGAAGAACAGGAGCACUAACCAGCACCAUGACAUAGUCUGCACAGAGGAUCCACUCUCUCCCUUCUCUCUGGAAGCUGUGUGUUUUCCUUGUGUGGUGGUAAUCCUCGGUCAUGGAGUUUCCCUCUGCCACCGUUUUUGACCAGCCUAAAGACUGUGCUGAGGAGGUGGACUUGAAUGUGGUGUUCCAAGCAGCGGCUACAGGGGACGUCAACAGUCUGACAGCCACAAUACGUGAGGAUCCCUCCAUUCUGGAGUGCUGUGAUAGCGAAGGCUCGACACCACUGAUGCAUGCUGUCUCUGGGAGACAGGUGGAUACAGUCAAGCUGUUGCUGAAAAUGGGUGCAUCGAUCAACACUCAGGAUGCCUGUGGCAGGACUUCACUUUCCCUCGCUACAUACUUGGGCUGGCUGGAAGGCUGUGUGUGUUUACUACGAAAUGGAGCAAAACAGAACAUCCCUGAUAAGAACGGUCGCUUACCGCUUCAUGCUGCUACAGCUGAGGUCGACCUCAGACUCAUGGCUGUAUUAUUGCAACAGUCAACACUGUGUGAAAUAAAUCAUCAAGACAAUGAGGGAAUGACGGCGCUUCACUGGGCAUCCUUCCAUAACCGCCCGGAGCAUGUACAGGCCCUGCUGCAAAAAGGGGCGGAUCCCACACUGGUUGACAAAGACUUUAAAACCGCACUUCACUGGGCUGUGCAGAGUGGUAGCAGAUUUAUGUGCUCACUAAUUCUCGACCAUCACCUUGGUUCCACCAUCAUAAACUAUGAUGAUGAGAAUGGGAAGACCUGCGUUCACAUUGCCGCCGCUGCAGGUUACAGUGACAUCAUCUACGAGCUUGCACGCAUCCCUGAAACCAAUCUGCAGGCUCUGGAUGUGGAUGAGCGGACACCUUUGCACUGGGCAGCUGCAGCAGGAAAGGAGGAGUGUGUACAAGCUUUGUUACAGCUGGGUGUGGAGCCUGGGCCAAGAGACAUCAACGAGAACACGCCAUUGACGUACGCCAUGUACUGCGGCCACACUGCCUGCAUCAAACUGCUUUCAGCCGACAGCAGGCCUGAAUCAACCCGGCAGCUACUUUCCCAGAGCAGCGACCCUGCUAUCAGAAAAGAGGGCAAAUUCCGUGUACUGAACCACAUCUUCUCAUGUAAAAAGAAGAAAGAACUGCAUGCCACACGGCAAAGGGAGCUGAGUCAAGAGAGCAACCUGCAGGAAGAGACCUCUGAAGUGGACGACAUCAUCACCAUGUUCGACUGCAUUGUUGAUCUCCCAGCCAAAGAUGACAGCAGAAAGCAGCCUAAUGAACCUGAAAGGCUUGAUGACCCCACACCCAAGGACCAUAGGAGCCUACCUCCUAUACGCACACAGAGUCUUCCACCUAUCACUCUGGGAAACUCUUUGUUAUCCAACUUGCACAAUGCACCACAUAGAACUGUGUCAGGGCAGAUGGUUAGUCAUUUGGCACACAGGUCACAGAAGAGCAAGAGUGAACAUGACCUCUUUGACUGCAGAAUGAAGGCUCAGAAAUCCACAGGUCCUCCUUGGAAAACAGAAUCCAGUCAGUUGCUAAACCACAAGGCUUGGGUGUCACCUCCAUCUGAUAGGAUGCUAGAUAAACUGUUGCAUGAAACACAGAGUCCUAUAGAUGUGCUUUGCUCCAACCACACACCUUAUAUCCAGAGAAAUGACCAAGUUGCAAAUACUCAUCUGAUACCACUGAGAAUGAGAGACUCGGCCUUGACGCGCAACAGCUUGGCUCCCAUUCGUGACCACUGCACUCACAGAUUCUCUUUGCCACCUGACCAAGUCUCUCAGGGAGUAAGGAAGUCCAAAUCCCUGCCCCUCAGCUCUCUGGGACGCAGUCUAGCAGGACUCCCUACUCCUGUAACAUCUAAGAAUCACAGACCAGGCAUUCAUCAGAGCCAGUCUCUGUGUUCCUUCCCUGCUCCCUUGAGCACUGAGCCGCUGCGAAACAUGCAAGUUCUUCCCGCUAUCCCACCCCAAAGAAAACGAAGCCCUUCACCUCCGAAACUCCCGAAGAUGACUGAGAAUAACACCGAAAGAAGAACCUGAUGCACUUUCAGUAUACUAGUGACAAAAACAAAAGGGCUGACCUUUUCUCAGCCACAUUAAAACUGGUUUCUGUAUGUAAACUUGAAAACACUAUGAUCUUCAGGUUUUAUUGGAUUUUUUGGACUGUCAAUAAACUGUCAUUAUAUAUUUUCAUGAGGACUUGAGAAGGAGAAGGUUCAUUUUAAUGCAUUGCCAUUGUUAAAAUGUUUGAUAAAGUUUAUGAAGCUAUCAGCCUAUUUUUUCACACGUUUUUACAAAAUAAUAGACUCUUGUCUAUGGCAUGCACUGUCUACAAUCUGAUUUCUGGUUUAUCUAUAUAUUAUACAAACAUACCUGUAGUUUGAUUAUUUAAGUUAAAUGUUUUAAAUAAUUAACAUUAAUAAAUGGUGUGUACUUUUUGGAAUAUCACAAUUCUUUCUUUAAAAUGCUCUUAAGUGAUGCUUAACUUUUAGACCAAUGAACCACCUUUUCCUAAGAAUCA
Molecule: messenger RNA, 2964 nt
Organism: Pangasianodon hypophthalmus (striped catfish)
Lineage: Eukaryota; Metazoa; Chordata; Actinopteri; Siluriformes; Pangasiidae
Gene: ankrd55
Product: ankyrin repeat domain 55
Exons: 11
Coding region: 522-2483 (653 amino acids)
Molecular function (GO): protein binding
Source: RefSeq, a predicted model, not a curated record